Messenger RNA from Paecilomyces variotii, 1188 nucleotides. RefSeq lists its product as hypothetical. The coding region runs from base 250 to 1011 and encodes 253 amino acids. NCBI's taxonomy places the organism in Eukaryota, Fungi, Ascomycota, Eurotiomycetes, Eurotiales, Thermoascaceae. The transcript is spliced from 2 exons. Gene Ontology annotation, cellular component: cytoplasm. Gene Ontology annotation, biological process: N-acetylglucosamine metabolic process. The record is from RefSeq and is a predicted model, not a curated record.
GACGGGCGGCGAGCGGGAAGCGAGUACCCUUACUGGUAAAGUUACGCGAUCGUGACCGUAAGUUACGGCUCCCCGCGAAAUGACUGAAUGGAAGGAAGUAAUAAUAAUUAACCGCUGUUCGUGAUUCACUAUUUGCAACUGCUGUCCUUUGUCUACUCAGAUUGAUCUUCCAUUCAAAUUCUAUAGACCUUCUCCUGGCUGGUGUAUUUUAGUUUAUACAUAUCCCAAGACGAUCCACCGCAGAACAAAAUGGGGACAAUUUCCCCCAACAGCCCGGCGCCCUUCAACCUCACCGCGGUUGACCGCCAGAUACUCUCCAUGACCGACGAGGAAUUCGUCCCUCACAACUGGGAGAAUCUGAAGGAACUGAUCGCCCGCAAUGCCCUUGAUGAACUCAAGCGGAAACCAUCCGAUCUGCGCCGAUAUAUGGCCUGGAGCAGCGACACCAAAGCUGUCUAUGGCUCGAUAACCAACUAUAUCUGCCAGGAGCGUCUGCGGUGGCAUGAGCCGGAGCAACAGGCCAACCCGGCUGAAGAAGAAAACGGCGCCAGAAACAAGAAUGGGGGCGUCCCAACAACAGCAACAGCAACAGCAGCAGCAACGGUUUCGGCUACUGCGACGGCUGACAGCAGACCCGUGAUUCCAUACAAGAACCCCGUUCCAUUUGCCGAUCCCGAGGAUUACCGUGUUCUGCGGAAUGACUGGCCCUAUGGCCUCGCACCCGGGAUCACCCAUCUGGUCGUCUGGCUGAAGACUCCUGUGGCUGUCAAGUCAGAGGACGGGGACGUCACGGAUGAGAGCCGGUCGCUCAUUGAGAAUUUCGUGCAGCGCACAUUUGUCGACAGGCUGAAACGCGCUGGCUUUGCGAACCCGAAGGAGCAGGUGCUGUGGUUCAAGAAUCCGGUCGGGUUGCAGAGUGUGAGGGCGCUGGAGCAUGUUCAUGUUCUUGUAAGAGAUGUGCCUGAUGAAAUUAUCGAAGAAUGGACGGGCGAAAGGAUGGAGCGCCAUUAAAGAUUGAUGACGAUUAUGAUGAAUGAUUAUGCAUGCUACUAGGGGUUCAUAGUGAGACUCUAGACAGAUCAUAUUAUAGAGUAUGUACAUAUAGACAGUUUUGCUGUUAUCUACACGGGAACAAUAUAUUUCACGUCAUAGAAAUCGAAAUGCAAGGUUAGUUCAAAGAUACAGAUG